Paramuricea clavata is the source of this 20320-nucleotide messenger RNA. NCBI's taxonomy places the organism in Eukaryota, Metazoa, Cnidaria, Anthozoa, Malacalcyonacea, Plexauridae. The record is from the annotation of a GenBank genome assembly.
AGCCAAAGAUUAUAUCGAACCGUAUAUGCAAGCUGUUAUUCAAGGUAAGUUUUAUGCAGGAAACGUACGAAACUCUGAGUAUAGUGAUAGUAUUGUUUCAUAUAGUACAAUCUAGACAUGCAUCACAUGCGUCGGAAUUCGGGUCGGCAAUCGGUCGACACGACUGCUGACCUGUAAUCAUGUCAGCCUUGUCAGGUGGGCAAAGAAUCGCCGACCUGCAAUUGUACUGUUCUGAUGUGAAAUCAAGCAUGUUCUGAUGUGAAAUCAAGCAUGUUCUGAUGUGAAAUCAAGCAUGUUCUGAUGUGAAAUCAAGCAUGUUCUGAUGUGAAAUCAAACAUGUUCUGAUGUGAAAUCAAGCAUGUUCUGAUGUGAAAACAUGCAAGGUUGUUUAGAUGUGAAAUCAAGGCUGUUCUGAUGUGAAAUCAUGCAAGCAUGUCCUGAUGUGAAAUCAAGGCUGUUCUGAUGUGAAAUCAUGCAAGGCUGUUCAGAUGUGAAAUCAAGCAUGUUCUGAUGUGAAAUCAAGCAUGUUCUGAUGUGAAAACAUGCAAGGUUGUUCUGAUGUGAAAUCAAGGCUGUUCUGAUGUGAAAUCAUGCAAGCAUGUUCUGAUGUGAAAUCAAGGCUGUUCUGAUGUGAAAUCAUGCAAGGCUGUUCAGAUGUGAAAUCAAGUAUGUUCUAAUGUGAAAACAUGCAAGGCUGUUCUGAUGUGAAAUCAAGGCUGUUCGGAUGUGAAAUCAUGCAAGGCUGUUCAGAUGUGAAAUCAAGCAUGUUCUGAUGUGAAAUCAAGCAUGUUCUGAUGUGAAAACAUGCAAGGUUGUUCUGAUGUGAAAUCAAGGCUGUUCUGAUGUGAAAUCAUGCAAGGCAUGUUCUGAUGUGAAAUCAAGGCUGUUCUGAUGUAAAAUCAUGCAAGGCUGUUCAGAUGUGAAAUCAAGUAUGUUCUAAUGUGAAAACAUGCAAGGCUGUUCUGAUGUGAAAUCAAGGCUGUUCGGAUGUGAAAUCAUGCAAGGCUGUUCAGAUGUGAAAUCAAGCAUGUUCUGAUGUGAAAUCAAGCAUGUUCUGAUGUGAAAACAUGCAAGGUUGUUCUGAUGUGAAAUCAAGGCUGUUCUGAUGUGAAAUCAUGCAAGGCUGUUCAGAUGUGAAAUCAAGCAUGUUCUGAUGUGAAAUCAAGCAUGUUCUGAUGUGAAAACAUGCAAGGUUGUUCUGAUGUGAAAUCAAGGCUGUUCUGAUGUGAAAUCAAGGCUGUUCUGAUGUGAAAUCAUGCAAGGCUGUUCAGAUGUGAAAUCAAGCAUGUUCUAAUGUGAAAACAUGCAAGGCUGUUCUAAUGUGAAAACAUGCAAGGCUGUUCGGAUGUGAAAUCAAGGCUGUUCGGAUGUGAAAUCAAAGCUGUUCUCUGAUAUGAAUUGAUUAGAGCAAGUGCCUUUGAACUCUGAUAUCGUGGCUUUGAUUCUCGCUGAAGACUUAUGACAUGGAAAUAGUUGGCCAACGCUCUACCAAUAAUAGUCCUGGGUUUUCUUUGGGUAGUCCAGUUUCUUUUCACAGGGAAUAUUAACAUGGUGGGUUGGGAUUAGCUCCUAACUGACCCUCCACCAUAGCUGUUUUCCUUGGUCUGACAUCAGGUGGCUGCCAGAGCCGCCCUUACCUAUACAAUCGGUGACAAAAUACAGCUAGGCUGAGUUUGUAGCUAACAUAAUCCCCCUCCCCCUGUUCAAUGUUGGUAUAGACUAAAAUUGACAUUUUAUUUGUACUUUUGUGUUGUAAUAACUCUUCCAGCAUGCACAGCAACAUUAAGGAGCUUUAGAUUUGACUACGAGUACGAGUACGAGAUUCGUCAAGCUAAACGAAUGCUGUAUGCUUACGCCAUCGCGUACUGACGCGAAAAAGUCGUAGCCGUCGCCCAUCUGAGUACGAAAUUGUGGAGAAAUCUCGUAGUCCUUACGACGACUUUUCAAAGAAAACAAAGAUUGUUGGCUUUUUUUUGUUUUCCAAAAAUAAUUUGUAGCAUUUAUAUAGCGUUUAUCCGGCGCAAAUAAUAUAUUAGUACUAAAUAUCUGGCCUGUUUUUAAUGUUAUGACUUAUUCACACGUUUUGUAGGGGAUUUUAGUCUGCAGGAGAUUUAGUUUAUGAAACUUUUUUUCUCGUUGUUGGUUUACUGUUAUAAAAGCAACAUUUGAAUGGAAACGAAAACGACUACGGUAAUUUCCUCGCACGCGAUCAAAUCUCGUACUCGUAGUCGUACUCGUAGUCAAAUCUAAAGCUCCCUAUUAAAAUCGGGGAGGGGGGUUUACAUAAUACAUAUGUUAUCUUCGCAAUUGUUUUAAAAAAAUUCUAAGUGUCCUAUCUUUCAAUGUCACUGAAAGCCUUCGGCUUGAUAACAACAACAAUGAUUUAUUUGUACCUUUUGGAAAUCAUUCGUACAUGCUUAUGAUACGAAUUUUUAUAUUAAUCAAUGUGUACUAGCUUUAAGAAAUAGUUAUUGCUAAAAUGCCUGAAAGCUAGUUCACCAGGUUUAGUUUGAACGAUAAUGUGAGGGUCAGAAUGGCUGAAUAUUUACACAAAUUAAAUUUACACACUGCAAGCAUAAAGACAAACCAAGAAAAUAUCUACCAAUUUUAGAAUAAAGUAGUAGCAGACACGGUAGAAAUACAAGUUACAGACAUACAAACCAAGAAUAAAUGAUAAACCAGGCAUAAACAUGAAGAAAAAAAAGGAAAUUUCUCAGAGCAAGAAAAACGACCGCCAUUUAGAUCCCCCUUGAUCAGGUUGAGAUGCAUUCCUCGCAAUUCAGCUCACCUCUCAGCCUCAAGUAAGGAUGAUUAGCACACCCCACUUAUUUAUUUAAUUCUACGUUAAGGAAAAUGUAUAUGCUAUAACUCUUUCACAAGGAUCAGGAAUUUUUCAUGAAGAAACGUCGAGGAGAAUUUUAUUGAAAACGUAAAUUGUGAGGACCCACUUUUGUUUCGGGUCGGCAAAACUUUAGUCAAUGCCACCAAUUAAAUUUUGUUGUAUAUGAAUCUAAAUUUUGAAUUUAUUCCCUUUCUACAAGAACUGUUGAGUGUUAUUCGGCAAACUGAAAACGACGACUUGACCGACGCCUUGCAAGAUCUUAUAAAGCAAUAUCAAGACGAUCCGAGACUUGGACAAAUGGCUGUUAUAAUCGCACAGCAUUUGGUAUGUAAAAAAUUCUGUUUCUUUAAAUGUUCCAUUCUGUACACGUAAAAACGCACAAGUUAUUACAAGUCUGCGAAGAGAUCGUUACAAAUCUGUUUACAAGAUGUCGACAAAUUGUGUUCGCACUGCUUGUUCCUAGUUGUUGUAACAGGUUUGGAACAAGCUGUUAACUAUAUACACACACUUGAAACGAUAAAGUCGUGUGAUGUAACGCAAGGAAAAGCAAGGCAAGGCAAUUUUAUAAGGUAGGGAAAAGUAAAAAGCCAAACUGAAGCAAAAAAGUGUAAAAAGUUAGGUAAAGUACACACGCAAGUCUGCCAACAAGCCGUCAACAAAUUGUGUUCGCACUGUUUGUCCCAAGUUGUCAACAAGUUUGGAACAAGCUGUUAACGAAGAAAACGAGCAUGAAAAUCAUUGAAAAUAUUGCCAGCUCCUUUGCGAUCAUUUCUAUAAGAAUAUGAUAAACACUCCUUUUUUAACCUUAAAAACUAUAUUUUAACCUGAGAAAAAGCCUGACAGUAAUAUCCGGUACACGAUACGGGUACAUAAAUAUCCGGUAUCCGGCCGGAUAUUAGAUACCGGAUAAUGAGAUUAUCUCUCUAUCGGACCCGGAUAUCUGACCUGAUGUGAUAGGCAGUCGGAUGAGUUAUGCGGUGCAUCCCUAAUUGUAUAUUAUAUAUUUCAUUUCCUUUAGGCCAUGACAUUUAAAAAUCUACUCGACUCUGACGAAUCAGAUGAUAAAGCCGUCACGGCAAUGGGAAUUUUAACAAACUUUGAUACAAUGAUGUCCGUAAUCGAGUCAAAGGAAGUAAGUAUAUUUCGUUGUUGUUGUUGUUGUUGUUGUUGUUGUUGUUGUUGUUGUUGUUGUUGUUGUUGUUGUUGUUGUUGUUGCUAAACAGUUGGGCAAGUAUUUUGUAUCAUGAACUAACCAAUUUAAAAACUUUGUAGGUUCGUGAUGAGCUGGAAAAAAUAGUAUAUAGUAUAAUUGAAGCUGUAUUUAAACAAGGAAUAAUUGGUAUGAAACUCUUGCAAUGUUUUUGUCGUCCCCUGUAAUUUGUAAUUUGUAAGUGUAAUCUGUCAUCUUUAUAAGACCUAUCCAAGAGCACGUGCGAAAAUUGCGACUAUAGCUCCACCGGAAUCGCAGGGUCCAGAGGGCGUAUGGUUCCAUUUUCGCACCUACUCCUGAUUAGAUCUUAAUAAAUGUAUAAAAUUUGCAUUACAUUAGUUCAAUCAAGUUUUUUUCGAUUUUCCUUUUUCGAUUUUAUGAUAGAAUUUGAAGUCGUAGGAUUUCAGCACAUGAACGCGACCUUAGACCAAACGUUUACGGAUUUUUUUUAAAAAAAGAGUGGUCAGUAGACCAAAACGCCAGAACCAAAUUCAACAUUGCCAUCUGGUGAAUCUUUUAUAUUUCAUUCCAGUAUAUUUUAUAACGCCAAACAAUUUUAUUCAAUUUAGCGGUUCUCAUGCAUGCAGCAUAGUUUACAUAAGUCAAUGGUCCUCAUAGUGGUCAUAUACAGAUACUUGCGAAAAGUUUGAAUCCAAGGGAUUGAAGGGAUCUUCUCUGCAUGUUCGAUUAAGGCACGGACUAAACCAACAUCUAAACAGCUUUUUAAAAAAUUUAUUCCUAUUCUUCCCGAACAGCAAUCACUAGUUCAACAAAUGCAAAUGUCCUUGCUUCCGAGUUUCCUUUGCUUAGUUUUUCUUGUGAUCCAUCCAUAGAUUCUUCAUUGGGUUGAGUUUAGGACUUUUUACUGGCACUUCAAGGCUUGUUGCAAUCGAAUGGCACAUUAUGAUCCUAUAAAAUAGUACCCUAGCAUUUGUGUUGUCUGUGGUUAUCCAAUGUCAAGGGACGCUUUUGAAAACCAGAAAGCGUGUAGCAAUCCUUAAGUUGCCGGCAAAAAGCAACUCAAAUGCUCCCGAAGUAGCCUUUCUCACGCCGCCAUUUUUGGGUGGCAUUUCAGCUGAAGUCUGUGGGAUAAAUGCACAUAACAGCGACUUUUUUAUAAUUUUUUGGACGAAUGAUGGUAAACUUGCUUUGUAAAUGGUUAGUUUAUUUUGAAAAAUUGCUUUUCACAUUGUUUUUGCAAUUGUCUGCAUUGGUUAACGAGAAUUUGAUGCCACCCAAAAAUGGCGGAUAUUCGUCAUCAUGAGAAAGGCUAAUUGACAACUUGUGCAGGAUGGUUCAGAAGGCAGUAUACCACAGGAAACGCUCAGGCAAGGACAUUUGCUGAACUAGUGAUUGUUGUUCAGAUGGGAAAAAUUCCCUGAUGCUAAGAUCUUGGUUUGUAUUCAAACUUUUGGCAAGUAACUAUGAAAAAUUAGGACAUUAUGUUAGAGCCACAAAACUACCAAUUGUCCGACAGUUGAGGUGUAUUUUCAUUAUUUUUUCACUUUCUCAUUCAUCUUCUCAUUGCAUUUUUUUAGAUUUUUAUGAAGACGUGCUUGCUAUAAUGGUCACAGCAACGCUGUAUAAAAUAUCACCACUAAUGUGGAACCUAUUUUAUUUAAUGUAUGAAGCUUUCGAAAGAGAUGGCUAUGAUUUCUUUACAGGUUUGUCUUAACCAUUUUUCUUAUUCCUAUUAAGUCACUAAAGCACGGUCAGAUAAACCUGUGGUUGCAUGAGCUCGACAACUGGACUGUGUAACUCAGUUGGUUAGAGCGCUGCACCGAAAUCGCAGGGCCGCAUGUUCGAUUCCUGCGAAAGGGCCUAUAUACGUAGUUGCAUUUUUUGCAACUGCUCCUGGUUAAGGCCAUGUUACACGGUGCAAUUUUUCUUGCAACUUGCAAUGCAAUUCUACUCUUGAGAGAUGUUAAUUAGUGAAAUCAGUGAAGAAUUUUCGAUAUGUUGAGAAAACAUCAGCGGAGUGUAAUGAAGAUUCGUACUUGGCAAUUUUACAUCUCUCAAGAGUAGAAUUGCAUUGCAAGUUGCAAGAAAAAUUGCACCGUGUAACAUGGCCUUUAGGUCUAUAAUAAAUGUAUAAAAUUCACCCUCUAUAAGUCUAUGUACGAAACCCAUCUAGAAUUUAUUAUACUGAAAUGUCCAAAAUACUAUUAUAUACUAAAGUGUUCCCAACAAUUUCACUUGCAGAUAUGUCCAGUCCUCUUCAUAAUUACUUAACAGUUGAUCCAGAAGUAUUUCUUGCCAAUCCGAAAAAUAUGGAGAUACUUUAUACAAUGUGUCAAAAGGUAUGAUAUUUGAGUAUUUUUUAUUACAAAUUUUGUGUUCGUCUGUUAGUACGAUUUCAAUGUGGGUAGUACGAUUUCGAUGUGGCGACGGUUUUCUCCUCAUUAUGGCGAUAUGCAAUUUGUUCCAUAUAUUUCUACUCUAAUUCAAGGGAUAUUUUCAUGAUGGCUCACAGCAAAACAAACUUUAAAAUAGAUAAAGCCAUGGGGGUACAACAGUUUGGGCAACUUUUUUCAUGAAAGCGUUAUUCGUAAGGCUGAUUUACCAUUCCGAGUUGCACAAAUGAGGAUUCACAAACGCUGCAUCUAGAAUACCCGUUCACUUUUCUAGCUGUCUUGUUAUCAUGAUACGAUGACACAAAGUGCAUGAAAUUAAGUGACGUAAUUAUUAUAAAUUCGCGCUAUUUAAAAAGGCUGGGCGUAAGCUGUUUUUUGAGUGAUACGAAAAACACAGCUCUUGCCAGUUAUUGUGACAAGUCUGGGACUUUUUAGAACUGAUUUAGUGGGAUGGUCACAAUUCAAAAGAAAUCAAGCGAAAAUCCACCCUUAUACUGCAUGGCUUUUCGUCGCAAGUUUCUACGAUAUACGUGUAGACGCUAUCAUACUUAUCGCAACAACUUGUUGCGAGUGUAUGGGCCUCGUCAACGUUGUUACAAGGCGAUAAUAACUUGUUCCAGAUUUGUGAACAACUGGGAACAAGUAAUGCAAGAACAUCUUGUUGACAUCGCACCAUUGAUGUGGUUCUUUUUAUGGAUUUGUAGAGGGAAAUUUCGAGUUUGAAUUUUGUACAUUUAUUAAAACCUAACCAGGUGCAGCUGUGAAUAAUGCGACUACAUGCCCUGAGGCAGGAAACGAGUGAAAUGCCCCCAAAAUUAUGAUAUUUACCUUUAAACGUUACCUUGCAUGGCAUCACCUUAGUAUAUAGACAUGAACAUGGCAUCGACUAUUUCGCUGACCUCAGAAUGACAUUUCGUCAAAAUUUUGUUCUUCAAGAUUGGUUUAGAAACAAAUUUGGAGUAGGGUUAGGUUAGGGUAAGGAUUAGGGUUAUGGUUAGAGUUUGGUGUUUGGAGUAGGGUUAGUGUAAAUAAACCCAUAAGUUGCUUUGUUACGUUUUGUCACUCUGAGGCAAGUGAAAUAAUCUCUUCCCAUGAACUUACGGUUGAGCUCGACAAGUGAAUUCUCAUGCAGCUCAGUUGGUUAGAGCGCUGCACCGCAGCUUUGGGUCCUGCCAGAGGGCCUAUAGUUCAUUAUUCGCAGCUGCUCCUCGGUAGUUCUAAAUAAAUGUAUAAAAUUCACACUCGAGAUUUCGAUCUAUAAAAUCCAUCAACAUGUUGAAUCGAGUGAGGUGCUCACAAAAUCCUGAGUUCUAAAUGUUCUUUCCAAUGGGACAAUAAAAAAUUGGUAUUGGGGGCACCGUAAAGGAGGACUUGUUAAAACAUUUUUAGAUACUGUCAGAUGAUGAUAGUGGAGAAGAUGCAGAGUGCUAUGCUGCUAAGCUUUUUGAAGUUGCGAUAUUGCAAUUUCCUGGCCGCAUCGAUCAGGUAAUGAAAACAGCAUUUGUAUAGGUAAUCGCAUGGGGCCGAGUUUACGAGGAACUAUGCGAUUACUUGUUAAUCAUAUAGAGGGCAAAAUGUAUUCCUAAGUAAAUUGUGAACUUGUCAAGUUCUUGAAACUCGUAUGUCUCCAUGUCUUCGUCGAUGUUCCUUAAUGCUGCCCAUUUCUUAAUAACUCCAACCCAUAAAUUUGUACUUUUUGUAGUGUUGGAGUUUUCACUAGAAGUUUUUAAUUCUUCAAUAACAUCAGUAUCCGCAACGACAAAGCGAGAGCCAUUGUGUGUAUUGCUAUUUAUAAUAAAACAAGGAACUUCCUGCGCUUGCGUCUCAGCCAUUUAUAGGUACAAGUAAGAAAAAUGCUCUCAUCAUUAGCUAAUCAUAUUCGAGUAAUUUUGCCCUCGGUAUGAUUACAAUCAAUAAUGUUCGUGAGACUCGUAUAAUACUAUAUACAGUAUAAACGUUGGAAAUUAACUACACGAGUCUUCUUUUCUAUUCGAUUAAGAGGCAAUUUCUUUCAAUGUCGCAUAUUUGCGAUGAAUUUCCUUUCAAAAUUAAUUGGUGUUAACUUUAUUUUGUAGUUUACACAGUUAGCAACCUUUCUAAAUCCAUCUGGCGGUUGAGAAACACAAAAUAAUAGUUAAAUAUUGUCAAUUUAAAUACAAUUAUCAUUGAUGCUAUAAAAUUGACAUCAUAGCAAUAUAAGCAAAACUUACUGAACUUCAGAUAUCAUUUUCUCUUUGGCGUACCAUCUAAAAUCUCUUCAUUUUUAGCAUAAUUGUACAGAUAAAGCACUAAACAUAUUUUUAAAGUUUGUUUGUCGCUUGAGAAACGUAUCCUCUUAAACUUUUAACUUGUUUUAGUGGAUUACGCCGUUUGCUCAAGUGGCUUUGGCACGAUUAACAAGAAAAGUAGUAACCAGUGAAUUAAGAGUAAUGUGUUUGCAAGUGGUGAGUGUUUUGAAAUUUGUAUCUGCAUGUCCACGGUUAAUAUAGGGCAUUUGAACCCAUAUUACCCGUAUAGAGAUUAUAAAAGAAUAGAGUGGAAUGAUCGAGGGAGAAAUUGAAGCUUCCUAAUGGGGACAAAUAGCACUCUCUGAUUGGCUAAAACCUCGUUGCCCGUAUCUAAAUGCUCAUUCCCGGAUGCAAAGCCGCGAUGUUUUAGGAGGAGCGGGGAGAUUACGAAAAUAAUACAACUUUGAAAACAUGAAUUUUCUCAGUUUUAACAUAGUUCAAGUAAGGACUAGAAGCUCAAAAUCAACAAGAAUACCUGCGUGGACUUACAAAACAAAACAAGUUUUGGAACGGUAUAGAAAUGUUUUAAGUGCUUUUUAUGAUGUUGAAGAGCAGUGUUUUCUUUGUAACUUCGGUACGUCCAAAUUUUUAUCAUUUUCCACGAUAUAGAACAAAGCGCUCAUUUUUCGCCCUAAAUAAAUGUAAAACAGUCAGGCCUGUUGACAAAACCAGGAUUGAAUACUUGAAUUGUAGUCAAAGGGUGAAAAAAUAGAUUUUCGUGGUUUUACAUCCGAGUAUAACUCAAAUUUGCCCCAUUAGCAAGCUUCCUUGCUUCAAUUUGUUCUUUUCGUUUGCCUGAACUUUUCUGCAAUACUCGCUCUAUUCUUUUAUAAUCUCGAUGCUAUUAGGCUAUUACACCCGUUUUCAAAAUUACGCGACCUACCCGAAAAGUAAUCUUCAAAUGUCAGUUUUGAAAUUACAUAGUAUGAGAAUAAAAUUUUUGGUAUAUGACUAUAUGCUAUAUUUACAAGUAAUAAUAUUAUGUAAUAAGAUAAAAAGUACUAUAACAACUAUAAGAGUUUAAUUGUUAUUAUGAACACGAGCAGCUGCAGGGACGAAACGUUUUGAAAAACUUCAGUUCUACACCUGGGCACUGGCAAGUUGAGAUAAGUCCUCAAGUCGUAUGUUUGGAGAUUUUUUGGGAGGAUUACAGUCAAACCAGAUGUUCCCUUGCGAGCAACAUUGCAAUAUUGUUCCACAAUAUUGCAAUUUUGAAAGGCAGAUUGCUCUAAGCAAAUUGCAACCGAUGCGAACAAAUUGCAAGUUGGAAAUUCACAAAAGAUUUGUAAACAAAACCUCUGAUUGGAUUAUAAGAAAAAAGGAAGCCAAUCAAAUAGUGUGAGCAACUGGAUUGGUGCUUCCCCCUUUCUUAUAGUCCAAUCAAAGGAUUUGUUUACAUUUGUUUACAUUUGUAAACAAAGCCUCUGAUUGGACUAUAAGAAAGGGGGAAGCACCAAUCCAGUUGCUCACACUAUUUGAUUGGCUUCCCUUUUUCUUAUAAUCCAAUCAGAGACUUUGUUUACAAAUCUUUUGUGAAUUUCAACUUGCAAUUUGUUCGCGUCGGUUGCAAAUUGCUCAGAGCAAUCUGCCUAUUAAAAUUGCAAUAUUGUGGGACAAUAUUGCAAUGUUGCUCGCAAGAGAACAUCCGGUUUGACUGUAAGGCAUUCAUUUUAUGAGUGGGUAACAUCAUAUUUCAAAAAUUAAAAAAACGAUCGCAAAGUACAGUUCUACGUUCGUAAAGAGUCGUCAAUUUUGCAUUCUACAAACAUUCGGCAUAGUUAACACCUGGAAGGAUAAUUUUGAGUGCUCUCUUUUGGAUUUUCUCCACCUGAUCGUUGACGUACUAGGGAAGGCUGUAACGCCACACCUGACAAGCAUAUUCAACGAUAGAUUAGCCUGCGUGUCUGGCUCAAUGCUUGAAUUUCAAGCAUAGAGCCUGACACGCAGGCUAAGAAUAGAUUGGGUAUGCGUAUACAGUUUACUGAGAUCAAGACGUCAGCAAGUAAAGCAUUUCUCUUAAGGAGGCGCAAACCAUACAAACGUUUCGCAGCUUUCUUACUAAUGCAAUCAAUGUGGCGAUUCCAUUUGAGAUCGUCUGAAAUCACAACGCCCAACAAUUGUACUUCAGAAACUACGUCGACAUCUUCAAAGAUGAGGUGAGGUUUAAGAUGCAGACCCAAGGCAAUUCUUUGAUACAUUUAAUUCAAUGUUGUUGACUAUAGUGACCAUUCUGAGCAUCUAAAACAGUAGCUGGUGAAUGGGAGGAGGAAUCCUUUGUUGUUAUUUCCCGAAGAGUGGUAUCGUCCACAAAUUUAACGUUAGGUUUCGUCAAACCCUGCGAGGUCAUUAAUCUUGAUCAGAAGUAAGAGCGGGCCAAGCUUAGUUCCUAUGGGACCCCGGCGUUUAUAUACUUCUGCUCGGAAAGAAGUGAUCAACACGGGUUCUCUGUUAGGAAAUUCGCAAUCCAGUUGAGCAAUACAGGAUGAACCUAGCUCCAUGUCUUUCAAUGUGUUCAACAGAAUAUUAUGAUCUAAUCGGUCGAAGGCUUUGGGAAAGUCGAGUAAGCAGAUGGUUUGUCUACUGCUUCAUACCACUUGUGUAGCAGAUGAACAAGUGCGAUAUUAGUGCUUGAACCCUUUAACGAACCAAAUUGCAAGGGGUCAAUUUAUCAGAAACGGAGUUAAGAAGACAUUUGUAGGGAAAUGAUUCGAGGAUCCUACUAAUGAUCGGUGUGAGAGAGAUCGGUCUAAAGUCAGAAUCAACAUCCAUUGCAGGCGAACAUUUCUGAAUUGGUGUAAUAUUUGCUGACUUCCACAAUGAAGGAACAAAUUCUUCACGAACUGAUGCGUUAAAAAUAGAGCUCAAAGGUCGGCACAGAACACAGGCAUUUUCGUGGAGAAGCCAAGCGGGAAUUUCGUCUGGACCAGUAGAGGAAUGAAGUUUAGAAGACAGUAGCGCCUUUUCGGUGCCCUCGACAGAAAUGUGGAAUUCAGCGGGAACGUCGUCACUAACGGGAAGAUCAAAACUUAUCAUUGAGGAGAUUUGCAAGGUCCGCGUCUGAGUAAGAUUUACCUUCGAACAUUAUAAUGACUGAAGACUGACGACCAGCGAUACUCUUCACCGCUGACCACCAUUAAUGCUAAACAAUAUUGCUAACAACCAGGAACAGUAUGGGCAGCAAAAUAUUGCUCAGGACUGUUUACAACAACAUUGUUACAGGCUGGGCGUUUUUUGCUUUGUAAAGAAGAUUAAUGAAUUAAAAUGAGCUAGACAUAUUUAAACUAAAAGAAACGACAGAAAUUUGUGUCGUGAAUGACUUUUAACGUUUGAAAAAGCACAUAUAACAUCGAAUUCACUGUGUAUCAAACCCGCUUGCGCUGGACUAUAUAGCGGUAAUAUUAUAAUUUUGUUGUGCUUAAAUUUUGAAAUAAUUAUCACUAAAAUAUCUUGAAAAUUCUUCUCAACCUUUUUAUAUAAAGCAUACAAAGCAUAUACAUCGAUAAUGAACCGCAGAACUCGACGUUGUAAACAAUUUGAACUUCGUGACUGUGACAUAAAAAAGACAUCUAGCUAUUUUCGGCCUGGUCGCUUAAUUUUGAAAACGGGUGUAAAGGAUAUUUUAGCCCGCGUGCAGGCCCAAGGGAACUGAUAGUGGGCCUGCAAGCAAGGCCCGGUAUUUUGUAAAACGCCCCUUUUCAUAACACGCCCCAUUCGCGCGUCAAUUGUCAAAAAAGAACCAAUGACAGCACCCAAAUAUUACUGUCGUUCCAAUUGAAGUGUUCCUCAAAUAUUGAUUCAAUACAUUACCUCGGGCUGACCAAUUCAUUUCAUCAAAUUCCUCGAAAUAUUCAUACACUUCCUAGUAUAAUUGUAAACUUCCUGUUGAAUAGUUUGAAUGCACCAAUCACCUUUGUUGUUUGUGCAACUAACCAAUCAUAAAUAGAAAGGAAGUGACCAGAAAUGAUCAGAUCGUGUGUGCAGUUGUUGUUGGCGGCGGAAAGUACGAAAUUUAUUUCAGUUAUUUCAUCUGGUAAAGAACUCUACAAAAGAAGAGAGCGUUCAGAGUCCAGAUCGUUUCGUUUCAAACGGCAAUUUAAUACCGUCUUCUGUUUCACUCUCUAAGCGAAGCCUUGUAAAUCGCAAAGUGUUUCGAAUAGGCUUACAUGCAACUGCAUCUCAACAUCAACCAAAAGAUCAUUUUCUUGAGGAACAUAUAACGUAUCAAGCCUGUUUGAAAUUAAUGAAACUCAAGUGUUUACCCCAGUCAUAAUGUUGCUAUUCCAACACCUCAUGACAAGCAAUACCCAUUGGCAUAACGGCAAAAACAUCUCUUCCUUCAAGUAAACAAUAAACAGUCUGUUCUUGUUCCAUUUGUAAUCGAAAAAAGUGAUCAAUUUUCGAAUUUUAAGCUGAUCGAGAUUUAUCGAGAGCUUUUGUGAUGAAUCAGUGACCUAAUUAUAGAAUCCAACAGGAAACAGCCAAUCAGAAUGCCGCGUUCGUGGGCGAACGCGGAAAGUACAAAAUACCGGGCCUUGCUUGCAGGCCCACUAUCAGUUCCCUUGGGCCUGCACGCGAGGGCUAAGGAUAUUUCGUCAAAAAAAUAAGAAAUCUCUCUUAGGCCUGUUUCAAACGUCGCGCUUCUCGUGUGUCGAAUGCAUUAAAAACAAUAGAUAAUCAGCUGAAAUGCCUCAUUAUCUAUUGUUUCUAAUGCGUUCGGCACAUGAGAAGCGCAACGUUUGAAACAGGCCUUAAAACGUUAUUAAACUCCAAAUGAUAUGAAAUUUUAGGUCGUGGCUACACUUUACUAUAAUCCAACAUUUCUUACAACAAUUUUGGACAAGCUGCACCUGCCAGAAUCUAACGAACCAAUAACUGUCCAGUUCUUUGCACAGUGGAUGGGUGACGCUAAUUGCUUUUUAGGGUAUGUAUUGUAUCAUGCCAAUUAAGUUUACAUUUUUGUACAUAUAUGUUAUUGACUGCGAGAAGAUUAGUCGAGUCAGGGCCUUCCAGAGAAAUGGGAGGGGGGGGGGGUAAAUACCUGUAAAAACACGGGUAAAACACUUUUUGGGACCAGUACCAGUAAAAUUAAAGUCUAAGAAUUUUUUCUCAUCCCAUUACUUAUAUCAAAAACGUUCCAAAUAAAUGUUUUUAAAUUACAUCUUUUGUGGCACCCCAUUUGCAAAUUUUGGGCCCCUUUAACUGCAGAAGCCCCGGGGAAAAUUGUCGCCUUUGAACCCCGCCCCCCCCCCCCUCUCAGAGGCCCUGAGUCGAGUUCUUUUUUAGUUUACAAUAUCAAUAAGUUAUUUAUUAUAUGGCUAAAAACAAGAGCAUUGAUUAAUAUAAAUUAAGUCGAGAAUUAAGUUGUUUACAACAUUAUUUGAAAAACGCAGGAUUUUAUAAGAUACUAAUAUAUUAAAAAUUUAAAACAGAGCAAUUUUUAGCUAUGGAAAUUAUAUAUGCAUCUUUAAGGCGCAUCUACACGAUACGACUAGUCGAAUCUUAUCCUGGCGUAUGAAAACGAUUGCUGACGCCACUAUUCCUGUUCAUCAGUUUAUGGCGAAAUUUGAAAUGUGACAUCUUUACACGCAUUUAUUCGAAUACAUACGCCAGGAUAAGAAUCGCAUGCGACUAGUCGUGUCGUGUAGAUGGGCCUUUAUGGACCUAACCAAAUGACCAGUUUCGAAAAUUGCAACUAUGGCCCUGUGACAGCACUCGAACCUGUAAUUUUCAUUCCUUCUUUUCCAGUUUACAUGAUAGGAAAAUGUUUGUCCUUGGUUUAUGCUCUAUCCUUGGUAUAAACAGUACUUUGAGACCGAAGGGGUUACAUGAUUGUGCAUCGAAGAUCAUACCUUCUUUGUUAAUGAUCUUUUCUGGACUACAAAGGUCGUACGAAAGUAAGUUCAAUACAACCAUAUUAGAAAUAAAAAGUAAAUUGGCAAAUAGCAUACAUGCGGACACGGUCCAAGGGUGCCAUUUUUGGGGUACUGUAAUUUUUCGUAAACGAUUAUAACAAUAUUAAAAGCAAUAUUUCAGAACAAACUAUGUACAGAGUAAAUUUACCUACCCACAAAAUCCUAAAAUGUCGCCGUUACGUGGUGUUACCCUCGCAGGAUUGACAAAAAAGUACCCCAGUAAUGGCGGCGUGAGAAAGGGUAAUUGUACUUAAAAUGCAGGUAUAAGAUAGAGGAUAGAGAUGAGCAGAUAGAGGAUAAAAAUGAAUGGGAACUCGCCAUAUCGGGGGCAAUUCCAUUUUGCCUUCAUCUUGUGCCUUUAAGGCCUGGUAAGUGCAUUUCUAUAUGUCGUUAGCGUUCAAAUGGCUUGUGGGCUACUGCCAACACGUUUUUCUUCGAUUUUCCUAUUAAACUCCUAUAUUGUUAAAAGCGUAAAAUUUCAGGUUCAUUUAUAGAAAAAAAGUUGCAGCGUUAGCAAGCUUACAAAAAAACCCGACACGUAAGACAUUUCAACGGUUACAAUACCUUCAUUUUUCAAGUUCUUCUUGCAUGAGUUAUGAACUUUUGAAAACGUGUUUUCAGACUAGUAUACCCAGGAUGUUUGCGAGGUUUUGGCCUAUUUUCACAUUUUGGAACAGCAAUAACUCCAACACCGCUUGAGAAAUCAAGUUAACCAUUUAAAUGUCUUAGGCCUGUAACGCCUGUUUAUAUACGUCGAAUUUCGGUCACGUCGAAUGCAAUGCAAACAAUAGAUAAUGAAGCUUAAUGAGGUGUAUCAUCUCAUUAUCUAUUGUCUCAAUUGCAUUCGACGCGACCAAAAUUCGACGUGUAAAACAGGCCUUAUAUGUGUUUUGUUGUAUAAGUGAACCUGAAAUUUCACGUUUCUAACAAUAUACUAGUUAUAUUUGUGGUGUUACUCUGAGUGUAUAUCCACACCGGGCGAGCUUGAAAAAUAUGCCCGGCCACGGUGGGAUUCGAACCUACGACCUUUGGAAUACUAGCCCAAUGCUCUUCCAACUGAGCUACGCGGUCAGGACGGUUCGAGCAAGUGAUAUUUCGGAACAGAAUCUAGUUCCUUCGAUACCAAUGUAUUCUAGUAAUAUGAAUUUUUUUCUGUGUUGGUGUAGUGUACUCAGGUGAAUAUGAUAUUAAAAAAAGAUUAUAAAAAAAUAUGAUAUUAAAAAAAAAAAAAAAAAUAUUUGUGGUGUUACUCUGAGUGUAUAUCCACACCGGGCGAGCUUGAAAAAUAUGCCCGGCCACGGGACCGUCCUGACCGCGUAGCUCAGUUGGAAGAGCACUGGGCUAGUAUUCCAAAGGUCGUAGGUUCGAAUCCCACCGUGGCCGGGCAUAUUUUUCAAGCUCGCCCGGUGUGGAUAUACACUCAGAGUAACACCACAAAUAUCAUAUUCACCUGAGUACACUACACCAACACAGAAAAAAAUUCAUAUCACUAGAAUACAUUGGUAUCGAAGGAACUAGAUUCUGUUCCGAAAUAUCACUUACUCGAACCGUCCUGACCGCGUAGCUCAGUUGGAAGAGCAUUGGGCUAGUAUUCCAAAGGUCGUAGGUUCGAAUCCCACCGUGGCCGGGCAUAUUUUUCAAGCUCGCCCGGUGUGGAUAUACACUCAGAGUAACACCACAAAUAUCAUAUUCACCUGAGUACACUACACCAACACAGAAAAAAAUUAAUAUACUAGUUUAUGGAAAUUGAAUAGGAAAAUUGAAGAAAAACAUAUUGGCAAGUUUAACACGAAGAAAAUAGAAGAAAAACGUGUUUGAAGCAGCCCACAAGAAAUUUGAACGCCACCGAUUACUGUACUUACCAGCCUUAACCUCCUGGUCGUGUGAGUUUUUCCCAUCUGCCUGACUAAAAGCCUAUUCUUGGAUUGUCUUUUAUUGCUGGAAUAUGUUUCUUUUACCUAACCAGGGCAAGCUUUAUUAGAAGAAGACAGCGACGAAGAUGGUGGUGAGAUUGAUGGUGACGAAGAUGUUGACGAAGGUAGGCAUCAAACAAAGUUACUGCAUGUAUAUCGCUGCAUGUUUAUGCCCGUCGGGUAUAGUUAUUCGCACCCUAGAUUAAAAUUUAACCCGCUGUUUUGGUUUGUGUACAUUUGUACUUCUGUUUAUUUCAAAACUUUGGAAAUAAAACUUCUAUUGACCCGGACAUGAAUUGUGGAACACUAUCUUCAUGUUUCUAAACAGGCUGUUGGGACUAUAGACCUUUCCCCUUUUGAGUGAAAUUUUGAUCUAGACAAGUCUGGACAAAAAUGUCAUCACAGCUUGAAAGAGCAUCGCAAAAUUAGUAAUAUUCCGAAGUUUCGUUGCGAAAUGUGGUAACAUGCGGAUAAUAUAGCCUUGCGACGUUUGCCGUUUUUCAGUCAUUUUGUAUUACAAAUGGGAAAUUGAUAAUCAGUUUGAUCAUCUGAUUAUCAAUUUCCCGUUUGUAAUACAAAAUGACUGAAAAACGGCAAACUUCGCAAGGCUAUAUUAUCCGCAUUUUACAACAUUUCGCAACGAAACUUCGGAAUAUUACUAAUUUUGUGAUCCUCUUUCAAGCUGUGAUGUCAGGAGUUGGGUUAACUAUAUAAAACUACUCUAAACUGACCGAGUAACAAUCCAAAAUUGUUUGAAAUGUUUUUAAUCAUUUUCUAACUUUCAGACAGCAACCAGAAACGACGUUUUGGUCCCAUAUUGAUCGCUUACUCUCCAGAUAAAAAAUUAGCGUGACCCCUCUCUUGACGUAACAUGUAUAUCCUCAAUAAUCCACAGUGGCGAACAGUGCUUUGUUUGCCAACCUCAGGAAUAAAUAUAACUUAAUACUGAUAAUAGUAUGCAGUGAGUGACGUCGCCCAUAGCACGCAACCAGAACUGCAGAAAUGCAUUGUUAUCUAAACAUUUUCGCCAUAUUAAACAAUGUUAAAACGCCAUGUUAAAAGUUUGAAUAUUGUAAUUAACAAAUAUAAAACAUUUUCCGUGUUGAUAUACAGAUUUAGUAUUUUUGCAUAACGGUGAAUAUAACACAUCCUACAUCCUGAUUGGUCAAAUUUGACGUAUUAAGAUCUUAUAGUCACCUACAGGUGAAUAUAACAAAACCGAAAUUUGCAAAAUAGUGGCUAGCCAUUUUCCGGAUAAAUUAUUGAUAAAGAAAUAAGAGAAAUUAAAAUAAAUUCAGUACCAAAAAACACAAAAGACUUGUGUAAAAAAUACUAAAACAAUUAUUCGCCUCAUGGCUCGGAGAUUAUCGAGGAAUAUUCACCUCGACUUUGUUUCGGUGAAUAUUUCCCGAUAAUCACCGAGCCCGAGACGAAUAAUUGUCAAAUAUCAACACGAGUGGAAAUUGGGAAAACGAGAAAUUGUGUGGAAACGCGACGCCCGAAAAUAACCAGGAAAUUUAAUCAGGAAUAUCAAGUUAAACCAAAUAGAGUCAUUUCUAUAGGUUAAAAGAGAACUUUAACCAGGGCGAGUGUACUGUUUCCCGAAAGUUCCAGCCCGGGUCCCAGCCAAGGGUAUCCAAGGAUAUCCGGAGCUGAGCAACCAAUCAGAUUGCGUGAAAAGCAGUAUUCACCUCCCGAGUAUAUGCUAAUGUUAUUUAUCUUCAUUGUUUAUAAUGUUUUUUUGUUCAUUGGUGUACAGGAGAAUUAGAAAGCGAUGAUGAUGAAUUAAACGAAGAUGAAGUCGUUUAUGUUGAAAAUCUUGCAAAACGGGUAACGAAAUUAAUAACUGACUUUGGUAACUUUUAUCGUUUAUAGAGCCUUCACUCGGGGGAUUCGACGAAAUAAUAUCUGAAGUGAUUCUAAUUUUGCUUUUUUGUCUGCGGUCCUGCGUUUCCGGUGCUGCACUCUAAAGCCCGUUCUCCACUAGGCGAAUUUAUUCGCGCGAACAGAUAAAAAGUAGGAAGCGAUCCUACUUUUUCGCCGCGAAUUUUUUCGCCGACCAAUCACGUUGCCGGAUUUCGGUUUUCGCUUCGCGUCGCGCGAACAAAUUCGCGUAGUGGAGAACGGGCUUAACCAACUGAGCUACAGAGUCCAGUUGUACAGAGUCUAGUUGCCAGGCUGAUAUUUCCCUGCUACUACAUUUCUAUAUCAGAAAUUGCGUCGCAAGUUGCGGCAAACUUGCCUCGUGUAACAUGGCCUUCAGAAAGGCUCAAAACUACACAUAUCAGUGGGCUUACACGGUGUUAAAGUUGACAGGGUGGGUUAAAGUUGACAGGGUGCGUUAGGAUGCGUAACACAUUUAAAAAAGUAAUAUCACAAUUAUACUGUAAAAAUAAAAUAAUCUAGGCUAUACGUAUAUAAUUAGGUAAGCGUAUAAUACUUGAUGUAAAGCGCAGUUGAUCAUAUCCACAUGUAAAUUUGCGCUACAUAGAAAUGCCAAUCGUAAUCUUAGUUGCGCUUUAAUCGGUUGCUAAGUUACACCCAAUCUUUUGUAGGUGACUAAUGCAUUGCACGCAGAAGAUGCUGAUGAGGAUGAGGAAACAGAGCUUGAAGCCUACACGACCACAAUAGACAAUGAAGACGCUGUUGACGAGUAUACGGUGUUUCAACAAUGCUUGUUGAGUAAGUAAAUUGUGGACGCAACAGAGAUUGCGAUGACGUUUUCUUUGGUAGUAUAAUGAGGAUCGAAAUGUGCAGUCGAGGAAUUUCCACCCGCUCUAAUGAAACCAAUCUGAAGAACUUUAUCUGAAAGAAUCUUUACCAGCCUCAAAAAGACGUUUGUUGGGUUGAUUUGAAACAGAGCUGUACAGUUUCGUAUUAAAAUUUGACUGAAACGAGGAAGCUAAGUGAAAAGUGAAGCGAAAAACAACACAUUGGCUGCUUAAACCAUUUGAUCACAGCGCGAAUACAAUGUAUAUUUGGAUAAAUACCGAACAAACUCACUUACCGAUUUCCUCUUCAAGAGAUGGAUCCAAUAGCGAAUUUGCUUCCCUUGCUUUGGAAAACUGAGCCAAACUCUUCGUUUUCUGCCAUAUUAGAAUAAUAUAUUUGCGUAUGUGUGAAACCUGAGCCGUUUCUCAUAUAUCAAACCAAUCAACAGCGGUAUUUGCGGUCAUGUGGGGCAGUGCAUUCUGCCUUUAAGUUUUUAUUUGGAUGUUAUAAGGACGUACAAAAAUUGCUGGAGAGAACAUAUAUGCGGGCUCUGGGCGGAACUUGGAAAACUAGGGAGACGUGAGCCACCUCAUUGCUUUUUUCCCCAAUAUUAUCACCUCCUGCCCACAUCCUUCAUCCUAACUUCCAAAUAAAAACAACUUUGACAUACAGACUUGGAGUAAAUCCAGUUUUCAACUUUGAGUCAAGCAUGUAUUGACUGCAAACUGAAUAAAAUAUAUACCAAAAUUUUACGAAUGAGCCAAGAAAUAAUAUCAGAGCACAGAGCGUCUAUAUACGCUACGAAUCCUGAAGUACAAUUAUACCAAGAAAAAGUCAACCAUGCUGAACCAAAUAUAUACCAAAAUGUUACGAACGGGCAGACAAACAUGAAAACAUCACUUCUGGCGGAGGGGAUGACUAUAAGAGUAUCGAUAUAUCUGAUCAUUGGUCUUUAUUGAUUUUCAAGAUAUUCAAGCUCAAGAUCCGGCAUGGUACAAUCAGUUGACAAAUAAUCUCAAUGAAGAACAGAAACAAGAGCUUCAACAUUUAUUUGUAUUAGCUGAUCAAAGGAGGGCAGCACAGGGUAAG